UUUUAAUUUGGGACUAAGAUCUGGUUUGGCUUUCACUAAAUUUUUUUUGCUUGUAAGAAACCAUGAUAUAUCGCCUAUAUGAUUGUUUUCUCUUAAAACCAUCUUCUAAACAACCAUUUGGAAUGGUUUCUACAAGGUUAUACUUUCGUGUAACUCUUUACUCUUGUAAGCACAAUGUUUUGUGAUGUGGUGUUUGCAUUGUUUUUAUAUAUGGUGCAAAUGAGCCACAAGGGUAAUAAUAAAUUACAAAAGUGGGAUUGUGGGAGGAGAUUCGAACCUGGGACCUCUCGUACACAUGCCCUUAGUCUUAACCACUAUGCUAAUAAAUUUGUGGCGUUUGCAUUGUGCCCGUGCUGGACGGGUGUGUUCGGGUUAACGUUCUGAACUGACACGGCCCAAACCCAUAUUGAUUCCGUUUUAUUAGUGUGUUUAAAAAUCAUUUGUCCAACAUGAUUUACAUAAGCAUAUAACGCUAUUAAUUAAUCUCCUCAGAUAACGACGAGGAAUAAUUUAAUUUUUAUAAUCUCCUCUAUACCACUUACGGGGGAGUAUAAAUGUAUAAUGCAACAAAAGUACUUUAUCAAAUAGAUCCAACUUAUAAGUAGGGGCUUUUCUUUCAGUGCCUUUCACUUCUUGUUAGUAGACAAUCACAACUCCAAAUCAUGCUUUAUCAUGAUGGUUAAGUAGAUGUUACUCUCUCCGUUUCUUAUUGAUUAUCCUGUGUUAACUGUACACAUUUGUCAAUGCACAUUUUAAAGUAUUUGUCGAGACAAACCAAAUAAAACUGCACAAUUACUAUUCUUUUGUUAUAUAUUACCCAUAAAGUAAUAUCUUCGCUCAAACUCUAAAUAAUUAAAAAAAAUUGAAGGAUAAAUUGUUUUUCUACCACCUUUAAAAAAAUCGAAAAAUUAAUUUUUACCACCUAAAAAACUAAAAGUUGUAUUUUACCACCUAAAAAAAAUUUAAAAUUUGUUUUUUACCACUUAAAAAUAUAAAAAUAGAUGAAUAACGGUAAUAUCUUCUACGAUUUCAUGUAUUUAACCCUCUUCUUUUUCCCCGUUUCCUUAUCUUUUAUGAAUUUACAUAAUUUUUCACCACUAUUAAUUAACGAAAUUGACAAAAUUGAAUGGAAGUAGAGAGAGAAUGGUCAAAUAGUUAAAGAAAAUCACACAAGGCCGGAGUGUAAAUAAUUAGAGGGAAAUUGAAUUAGGUAGCCAUACAUAAAAUUAUGUUUCAUCUGUUUUUUCAUUUUCAGGUGGUAAAGCCAAAUUUUAAUAUUUUGUUUAGGUAGUAAAUUACGAGUUUUAAAUUUUUAGGUGGUAAAAAAUAAUUUUUGAUAUUUACAUUAGUAAAAAACCAAUUUAUCCAAAAUUUAAACAGGGAGAAAAAUAAGAAACGGAAAGAGUACCGGUUAAUCCAAACAAGAAUCAUCAAGUUCCUUAAAAUGAAAAAAAGCCGCGUAAAUCACCUAACUUUAUACCUCAAAUCCGCAACCGUUUUAACAAAUACCUCUCAUUUUCCUUCGGCCUUCACUAUCCCUCUUGGUCAACAUCUCUUCCCGCAUUUCACUCACUCUCGCCGGAGGCUCCCCGGACUUAACUCACCAUGGCGCAGCGACACGUCCGUAUCGCCGCCAUAACCACCACAACCUCCGCCGUCGUCCUCCUGUUAAUCUCUCUCCUUACAUCUACAUUUCCGUCAUCCUCUGCCAUCAACUCCACCUCCAUCAACCUCAAGCACCGCCGUUCUCCUCUUAUAUUACCUCUCUCGGUCUCCCGUAAAAUCCCGAACGCUAAACUCCGGCGUCACCUUCAAGCUAAACGCAUCCCUAUCAAUGCUCGCAUGAAUCUGUUCGACGAUCUCCUUGUUAACGGGUAUUAUACGACGAGACUGUAUAUAGGAAGUCCGCCGCAAGAAUUCGCGUUGAUUGUAGAUACAGGGAGUACAGUCACUUAUGUGCCUUGCUCUGAUUGUGAUCAAUGUGGCAACCAUCAGGACCCGAAGUUUCAACCUGAUCUUUCAGCAACCUAUCAUCCUGUAAAAUGCAAUCCUGAUUGUACAUGUGAUGCCGAGAAUACUCAGUGUACCUAUGAGAGACAGUAUGCUGAAAUGAGUUCCAGCAGUGGCGUUCUGGGUGAAGAUAUUGUAUCAUUUGGCAACCAGAGUGACCUUAAACCCCAGCGCGCGGUUUUUGGUUGUGAAAAUUCUGAAACUGGUGACCUGUAUAGUCAGCAUGCUGAUGGUAUAAUGGGUUUGGGCCGGGGUGAACUAAGCAUUGUUGAUCAACUUGUUGAUAAAAGAGUAGUCGGUGAUUCCUUCUCACUAUGUUAUGGUGGGAUGGGUAUUGGUGGGGGUGCUAUGAUUCUUGGCUCUAUAUCUCCCCCAUCCGACAUGGUCUUCAGCCAUUCUGACCCUGAUCGCAGUCCAUAUUACAAUAUCGAGCUGAAGGAGUUACAUGUUGCUGGAAAGAAACUGGCUAUAAAUCCGAAGGUUUUUGAUGGUAAACAUGGAACUGUUCUAGAUAGUGGUACAACAUACGCGUAUCUACCAGAAGCAGCAUUUGUGGCAUUUAAGCAUGCAUUAAUUAAUGAACUCCAUGGCCUUACGCGAAUUCCUGGACCUGACCCCAAUUAUAAUGAUGUUUGCUUUUCUGGUGCUGGAAGAAAGGUUUCAGAGCUUUCAAAGACAUUCCCUACAGUUGAUAUGGUCUUUGAAAAUGGUCAAAAGCAUUCACUAUCACCGGAAAAUUAUUUAUUUAAGCAUUCGAAGGUGGCUGGUGCGUAUUGCCUUGGAGUUUUUCAGAAUGGAAAAGAUCCCACAACUCUUUUAGGAGGAAUCGUUGUUCGCAAUACUCUAGUGACAUAUGACCGUGAUCACUUGAAAGUUGGAUUUUGGAAGACAAAUUGUUCUGAGUUAUGGGAGAGUCUCCGUGUGUCUGAUAUUUCACCAGCACCUGAACCUACCCCAUCGAGUGGGGAGGUUUGGACUCCAGGAAUGUCACCAGCUCUAGCACCAGUACCAGUACCAGCAUCCGAUGGAGGUUGGACUCCAGGAUUGUCACCAGCUCUAGCACCAGUACCAGUACCAGCAUCCGAUGAAGGUUGGACUCCAGAAAUGUCACCAGCCCGAGCACCAGCACCAGUACCAGUACCAGCACCCUAUGGAGUACCAGGUUAUGUUAUUCCAGGAGAAACUAAAGUUGGAUUCAUAACAUUUGAUAUGUCUUUGGGAAUCAGAGUCUCGGACUUCAAGCCUCGUAUGUCGGAGCUAUCUGGUUUCAUUGCUAGAGACUUGGGAGUCAAUAUAUCACAAGUUCAUCUACUAAAUUUGACUUCCUCCAGAAAUGGUUCACUGGUAACAUGGGGCAUCUAUCCUGAAAGAUCUGCCAAGUAUAUAGCAAACACAACUGCCAUGCAUAUAAUUGCUCAUUUGGCGGAACAAAAUGUUCAACUUCCAGACACCUUUGGCAGCUAUAAGUUGGUUAAUUGGAAGAUUGAGCCACCAGUUAAACGCAGGAGUUGGUGGCAUCAACACUACUUGCUUGUUGUCAUGGCGGUUAUUGUUUCAUUGAUGUUGGGAAUUUCUGUUUACGGCGUUUGGUUUAUUCGGAAAUGGAGGCAGCAAACAACAAUACAAUACAAGCCUGUUGACAGCGAUAAUAUUGUUCCUGAGCAAGAACUCCAGCCAUUGUGAGCGAAUAAUGAGUUAUCCUCCUAUUCUUUUUGUUCCAAGAUUUUGCUUGUAGCAUGUUAUUUAAUUACAAACAAUAUAAAAAAGUUCACAUAUUUUCUCGAUCUUAUACCAAAUUAAUGAGGGAACUGACCUUGAUUAACAUAAAAUGCCUAGAGAAGUUGGACAACAAUUGCCAAUAUUCAUUCUGUAAUUAAAUUCGUAAUUUUUAAUACAUGAUGAAAUCAAUAGUUUACAAAAUUCUUCUGCCUGUUGUAUAGAAAAUUCUCGAAUUUGAAUGUAGCUGCAACAGGUUUUGCUCCCA
This is a messenger RNA of Spinacia oleracea (spinach), 3994 nucleotides long. RefSeq names its product aspartic proteinase CDR1. The transcript has 12 exons. NCBI's taxonomy places the organism in Eukaryota, Viridiplantae, Streptophyta, Magnoliopsida, Caryophyllales, Amaranthaceae. Gene Ontology annotation, biological process: proteolysis. Gene Ontology annotation, molecular function: aspartic-type endopeptidase activity. Bases 1606 to 3693 code for a protein of 695 amino acids. The record is from RefSeq and is a predicted model, not a curated record.